AUGUCGCAAAACCAACAUGAAGACGACUCAAAGUCGGAGUCGGUGGAUGUGGAGCCUGACCGCCACGACUUGCGAUUGACGACAUCGAAUGCGGAGAAGAGUGCGACGAUUUUGCCUGCCCCGACUGAGGACGAUGCGCAAUUGAGCCGCCAAGACACGGAAGCGAUUUAUGCCAAGUUUUCGCCGAACCGGAAGAGACUUGUCACGGCAGUGGUGGCUUGUGGUGGAAUCUCGUCAACGGUGUCCACUCUGCUGCUCUUGGCAGCGAUUCCCGAAAUAGCGGGCGAGUUCAACACUAGCGGAAGUAUCAUCAAUGUCAGCAAUGCCAUUUACACAGUGUUCAUGGGCAUCAGUACCCUGUUUUGGGGACCAGUGAGCCAGGUGUAUGGACGCAAAUGGCCAUGCAUUCUGUCUGCGGCUGGGUUCUUUGGCUUCUCCGUGGGAACAGCAUUGGCUCCCAACCUUGCCGCCUUCUUCGUUUUCCGGUUGCUCUCAGCCUUCACGGGAACAGCUUACCUCGUGCUGGGCUCAAGUUGCAUCAGUGACAUUUACAAGCCCACAGAGAGGGGAACAGCCCUGGCAUGGUUCCUGAACGGCACCCUGAUCGGUCAAUCUUUCGGUCCCUUCAUCGGUGGUGUUAUUGUCACAUAUCAUAGCUGGCGAGUCUUGUUCUGGUUUCAAUCGGGCUUGGGAGGACUCACAACUGUCCUUGCGGUACUUGCGCUGCCAGAGACAAGCCAUAAGAUGAGAUCGAAGGAGUUGGAAGGGCUCGACUUCAAGACCAAGGCUGGGAAGGUUUGGGAUUGGACAAACCCUUUCCGAGUCCUUGCAUUGUUCCGUAUUCCGAAACUCCUGGUGGCAGGAAUCGCCGCCUCGUCUUUGGUGUGGAACAUGCAGUCACUCUUAACGCCCAUCCGAUACGUCAUCAACCCGCGCUUCCACCUGACAACUCCUCUGCAGUCCGGUCUCUUCUUCCUAGCCCCAGGAAUCGGGUUCUUCACUGGUACAUACUUCGGUGGUCGCUACGCAGAUCAUACAGUAAAGCUCUGGAUCAAACGUCGAGGUCAUCGCCUUCCCGAAGAUCGUCUGCGCAGCUCUUUCGUGGCCAUGGGCGUCGUCAUCCCGUGCGCGAUUCUGAUCUACGGAUGGGCCAUCGAGAAGGAGAAGGGCGGCAUCCCGUUGCCAGUGAUUUGCAUGUUCGUGCAAGGUUUCGCGCAGACUAUUUGCUUCCCCAGCAUCAACACGUAUUGUCUUGAUGUGUUCAAGGGACGGAGUGCAGAGGUGAUAGUGAAGAAGGCGGUGUAUUUCGGCCAGUAA
Messenger RNA from Colletotrichum chrysophilum, 1317 nucleotides. RefSeq lists its product as uncharacterized. Bases 1 to 1317 code for a protein of 438 amino acids. The transcript is spliced from 4 exons. NCBI's taxonomy places the organism in Eukaryota, Fungi, Ascomycota, Sordariomycetes, Glomerellales, Glomerellaceae. Gene Ontology annotation, biological process: transmembrane transport. The record is from RefSeq and is a predicted model, not a curated record. Gene Ontology annotation, molecular function: transmembrane transporter activity.